AUGGGUCCAAAAUCAAAAUCGAAACCGACCACCACCACAUCGGAACCGAAACCACUGAAACCAUCGAAAUCAAAGAAAUCAAAAUCGAACACCAGCCUAUCAGAACCGAACUCAUCGAAAUCGAACACCAGCGUAUCAGAACCGAAAUCAAAGAAAUCGAAAUCGAACACCAGCGUAUCAGAACAGAAAUCAAAGAAAUCGAAAUCGAACACCAGCGUAUCAGAACCGAAAUCAAAGAAAUCGAAACCGAACAACAGCGAAUCGGAACUGAAACGAUCGAAAUCAUCGAAAUCGAAAUCGAAACCGACCACCACCACAUCGGAACCGAAACCGAACUCCAAACAGUUGGCCGCGGCCGUGGUCAUCCAGGCCUGGUGGCGGGGCACCCUGGUCCGCCGCACCCUGCUACACGCCGCCCUCCAAGCGUGGAUCAUUCAGAGCUGGUGGAGGCAAAAGUUGGUGCAGCUGAGGGAGCUGAGGCGGCGGAUGACUCUGGAGCUCUUUGCCCGGCAAGAAUGGGCGGUUGUGAGGGUGCAGUCUUGGGUGCGUAUGUGGUGCAUCCGCCAGCGGUAUUGCCGGUUGCUCAACGCUGUGCGGAUCAUCCAGGCCUAUUGGCGCUGGCGUAACUGUCAUACCCGUGGCUUUAUUCAGGGUGACUAUGAACUCAAAGAAGACCGACUGGAUAUUCAACUUGAAAUCUCUCUGGGCUCACAGGCUUGUAGAGUACAACAGUGCAUACCCCUUCCAAUAAAAGAAUGACCAGGUCUGCUA
Molecule: messenger RNA, 771 nt
Organism: Ochotona princeps (American pika)
Lineage: Eukaryota; Metazoa; Chordata; Mammalia; Lagomorpha; Ochotonidae
Gene: IQCF5
Product: IQ motif containing F5
Exons: 2
Coding region: 1-759 (252 amino acids)
Molecular function (GO): calmodulin binding
Source: RefSeq, a predicted model, not a curated record